Molecule: messenger RNA, 1222 nt
Organism: Strigops habroptila (Kakapo)
Lineage: Eukaryota; Metazoa; Chordata; Aves; Psittaciformes; Psittacidae
Gene: OPN3
Product: opsin 3
Exons: 4
Coding region: 1-1188 (395 amino acids)
Biological process (GO): visual perception; G protein-coupled receptor signaling pathway
Cellular component (GO): photoreceptor outer segment; membrane
Molecular function (GO): G protein-coupled receptor activity
Source: RefSeq, a predicted model, not a curated record
AUGCAGUCGGAGAACAGCACGGGCACGACGAGCCGCCCGGAACCCGCGGCGGCGGAGCAGGAGGUGCCGGGAGACCGUCCCCUCUUCAGCGCCAGCACUUACGAGCUGCUGGCACUGCUCGUCGCCACCAUCGGCAUGCUGGGCUUGUGCAACAACUUGCUGGUACUGGUGCUCUACUACAAGUUCAAGCGGCUCCGCACGCCCACCAACCUCUUCCUCGUCAACAUCAGCCUCAGCGACCUGCUGGUGUCCGUCUUCGGCGUGAGCCUUACCUUCAUGUCCUGCCUGAGGAGCCGCUGGGUGUGGGACGCCGCCGGCUGCGUCUGGGACGGCUUCAGCAACAGCCUCUUCGGAAUUGUUUCAAUUAUGACUCUCACUGUUCUUGCCUAUGAACGCUACAUGCGAGUAGUCCAUGCAAAAGUGAUUGACUUCUCUUGGUCUUGGCGGGCUAUCACGUACAUCUGGCUCUACUCAUUAGCCUGGACUGGAGCACCUCUUUUGGGCUGGAACAGAUACACACUGGAAAUCCAUGGAUUAGGUUGCUCAGUGGACUGGAAGUCAAAAGAUCCCAAUGAUACCUCCUUUGUGAUCCUUUUUUUCCUUGGCUGUCUAGUAGCACCUGUUGGGAUCAUAGCCUAUUGCUAUGGCCAUAUUGUUUAUGCAAUAAGAAUGCUUCGCUGUGUGGAAGAUUUCCAGACUGUUCAAGUGAUCAAACUUCUAAAAUAUGAAAAGAAGGUGGCUAAAAUGUGUUUCUUAAUGAUCUCCACAUUCCUUAUUUGUUGGAUGCCCUAUGCAGUGGUUUCCCUCCUGGUAACAUAUGGCUAUAGCAACCUUGUAACUCCAACAGUAGCCAUCAUCCCAUCUUUCUUUGCCAAGUCAAGCACUGCUUACAAUCCAGUCAUCUAUAUCUUCAUGAGUAGAAAGUUUCGACGAUGCCUUUUGCAACUCCUGUGCUUUCGCUUGAUGAGAUUCCAGAGGACCGUAAAAGAGACACCAGUGACAGGGAAUAACAAACCAAUACGGCCAAUAGUUAUGUCUCAGAAAGCAGGAGACAGGCCAAAGAAGAAAGUGACUUUCAGCUCUUCCUCUAUAAUUUUUAUAAUCACCAGUGAUGAAACUCUGCAAAUAGAUGACAACAGUAAACACAAUGAGACAAAAGUAAAUGUCAUUCAAGUAAAGCCACUAUAGAGAUGAGUUAAAGAGAUGUGAGAAUGAGAUGGAC